Messenger RNA from Solanum stenotomum, 652 nucleotides. RefSeq names its product RING-H2 finger protein ATL40-like. The transcript has a single exon. NCBI's taxonomy places the organism in Eukaryota, Viridiplantae, Streptophyta, Magnoliopsida, Solanales, Solanaceae. The annotation marks the transcript as partial. The record is from RefSeq and is a predicted model, not a curated record.
UCCAUGGACUUUGUUGAUGAUACUCUAUUUGUUCAUCAAAAAAACAAAUAUAAUAUCAUUAACAAAAUCAUGAUCAUUGCCUUAAUUUCAAUAUGUAUAGUUGUUUUUCUCGUUACUAUUCUUCGUAUGUACAUCAGAUGUCGUCAGGCCCAAGACCGGGCGACACUCUACACUACUAGAAAUACUCGAAUUUCCGACUUGACAAGUGUAUCGUGGGUUGAUCCACCCAAAAAUGGUCUUGACCCGACCAUCAUAACUUCACUACCAUUAUUUCUUUAUAAGAGAAAUGAUCAUCAUGAUGAUAUUAUUGAGUGUUCAAUUUGUUUGAGUAUUAUUGAAGAUGGUGAAUUGGUUAGGGUUUUGCCUAAUUGUAAGCACAAUUUUCAUGUUGAGUGUAUUGACAAAUGGUUCAAUUAUCACUCAACGUGCCCCAUAUGUCGCACCGAGGCGGAACCGCGACUAUUGCCCGAGCCUAGAGAGGGCUUUGUUAGUCCUAUGCCACCUUGAGAGUGGCAGAUCAAGAAUUUAGACGAUGCGAGAGAUGAUCUUCACAAAACGUAUAUCUAAAUCUAUUUAUACACGAGUUUUUGCCAUAUCGAUAUGUGCGGACACAUGUAUAUAAAAGGAGUUCGAAUUUAAACCCAUGGUUGAA